This is a messenger RNA of Aspergillus ibericus CBS 121593, 4039 nucleotides long. RefSeq names its product putative sensor histidine kinase/response regulator (gene fphA). NCBI's taxonomy places the organism in Eukaryota, Fungi, Ascomycota, Eurotiomycetes, Eurotiales, Aspergillaceae. The transcript is spliced from 2 exons. The coding region runs from base 1 to 3921 and encodes 1306 amino acids. Gene Ontology annotation, molecular function: protein binding; phosphorelay sensor kinase activity. The record is from RefSeq and is a predicted model, not a curated record. Gene Ontology annotation, biological process: regulation of DNA-templated transcription; detection of visible light; phosphorelay signal transduction system.
AUGGUGUCGAACAAUUCCCCCGCCACGGAUAACAAUCCGCCCCCCGAAGUGUCGGAGACCUUGAACGAAGACACCCCGGUUCCGGAUCAGGGGCACACGGCGCCCAUGGAAGGUGCCACUGUCGGCGGGACAGAUAGAGUAUACCCGAUUCGAUCGAUCAUCUCCUUCAACCCUCCUCCCACCGCUGCGAUCCAGCCAACCGUAACGACCGAGCUACGUUCGCCUCGGAGUGGGGCGCGCUCGUAUUCGAUCAUUGACGCGGAGACCUGGGAUCAAUUGAAUUCCCAAUCCACCACUUCCCCACAAACCGAUGCCUUCCUCAGUCAACCGAGUAAUACUCCGGACCGAAUGGGACGGCUUCCGCAGCAGCUUCCCGAGAUCUACUCCCCUAGCUCGAACGUGGAGGAUCAAGACCUCACCAAGGACACGAAUUCCGCACAGCGAAAGCUAGGACCAGUAGGGGGUGAUGCCAGCCUCGUUACCGCGCGAUUCCAGCAUGUGAUCACAGAGGGUGGCCAUGCUGUCGUAACCGGCAACACCCCUGAUUCUUUUCGCGCAUGCGAAGACGAACCAAUUCACAUUCCCGGCGCUGUACAAACCUUUGGCGUGAUGGUGGUGCUGCGCGAACAGCCGGGGGAUGUUCUGACCGUUCAUGUGGCCAGUGAGAACUCAGAGGCUAUUUUAGGCCACUCGCCAAGUAGUCUUUUUGCGUUGGAGAGCUUUUCCGACAUACUGCAGGCCGAUCAAACGGACAUCCUUCUGGAUCAUAUUGACUUCAUUCGCGACGAGGCAUAUGAUCCCGCUGCGGAUGGCCCGGAGGUCUUCAUCCUGGCUGUUAAUGACCGAAUGGGGCGGCCUCGACGGUUUUGGUGUGCCAUUCACGUCAAUUUGGCCCACAGAGACGUGAUCAUUUGCGAGUUCGAGUUGGAGGAUGACCGCAUCAAUCCUCUGAAUGCUACGGGACGGACGACACCCACUUCCCCAACGGAUACCCUGGGGUUCGAACCGACACCGGAUCAGCUAGCCAGUAGCACUGUUAAUAUAAGCCAGCCACUACGAGUCCUUCGGAAUGCGCGCAGGCGAAGGGGCGAAGCGGCUGCCAUGGAGGUGUUCAGUAUUGUUAGCCAAAUCCAGGAUCAGCUGGGUGAUGCGCAAAACUUAGAUACAUUGCUUAACAUCACGAUUGGGAUCGUCAAGGAAUUGACCGGAUUUCACCGCGUCAUGAUUUAUCAGUUUGAUACAGAGGCCAAUGGAACCGUGGUGGCAGAGUUAGUCGACAUGAGAACGACCAAGGACCUGUAUAAAGGGUUGCACUUCCCAUCGUCGGAUAUUCCGAAGCAAGCUCGCGACUUGUAUCGGCUCAAUAAAGUUCGUAUACUCUACGACCGUGAGCAAAUGAGCUCCCGGCUGGUCUGUCGCAGCGUUGAGGACCUCAAGACGCCGUUGGAUAUGACGCACGCCUACCUGCGUGCGAUGUCUCCGAUUCACAUCAAGUAUCUAGCCAACAUGGGGGUCCGUUCAUCCAUGUCCAUCAGCAUCAACAGCCCCCAUGAUCUCUGGGGCUUGAUCUCAUGUCACACUCACGGAGAGUCCGUGAUGCGGGUGCCUUUUCCAAUUCGAAAGAUGUGUCGGCUGAUCGGCGAUACCCUCUCGCGGAACAUCGAGCGUCUCUCUUACGCAUCCCGUCUCCAGGCACGCAAGCUCAUCAACACCAUUCCAACCGACGCCAAUCCCUCAGGGUACAUAAUCGCUUCGUCGGAUGACUUACUGAAGCUAUUCGAUGCCGACUACGGUGCCCUGUCGAUCCGAGGGGAGACCAAAAUUCUCGGGAAAUCCACCGAGUCACAGGAGAUGCUGGCGUUGCUCGAGUUCCUCAAGAUGCGUCAGCUCAACUCCGUGGUCGCAUCGCAUCAUGUGAAGAAGGACUUCCCAGACCUGCAUUAUCCUCCGGGAUUCAAGGAGAUUUCGGGAAUGCUGUACGUGCCUCUCUCGGCCGAUGGCAAGGAUUUCAUCGUCUUCUUUCGACGAGGCGAACUCACUGAGAUCAAAUGGGGUGGCAAUCCGUAUACGAAGACCUUGCGGGAUGGCCACCUUGAGCCCCGGGCGAGUUUCCAGGCCUGGAGCGAGACGGUCAUCGACCGGGCUCGCGAAUGGACCGAGUCGGAAGUUGAAACCGCCGCCGUCUUGUGCUUGGUGUAUGGCAAGUUCAUCAAGGUCUGGCGACAGCAAGAGGCGGCGUUGGAGGGUUCGCAGUUGACAAAGCUACUUCUGGCCAACUCCGCCCAUGAAGUCCGAACCCCAUUGAACGCCAUCGUCAAUUACUUGGAGAUCGCCCUAGAGGGGACCCUUGACACCGAAACUCGCGACAACCUGACCAAGUCCUACUCCGCCUCUAAAUCCCUGAUCUACGUCAUUAACGAUCUGCUGGAUCUCACUAAUACCGAAAAGGGACACAGCCUCAUCAAAGACGAACCCUUCGACUUGCCGUUGGUUUUCAAGGAAGCGACGGGGAUGUUCGACGGCGAGGCGCACCGUAAAGGGAUCGACUAUACCAUCCGCACUCAUCCGGGAGUGCCCAAAACCGUUGUCGGCGAUGAACGGCGCGUUCGGCAGGCCAUCUCUAAUUUGAUCUCCAAUGCCAUUCAGCAUACAUCCACCGGUGGUGUCACUGUUGAAAUGUGGCGGGCUCCUGGCAAUGCGGUGCCGGGGGUGGCAAAUAUCCAUAUGACAGUCCUCGAUACGGGGACGGGCAUGUCUUCCGCUAUGCUCGAAACCCUGUUCCAGGAACUGGAGCAGGUUUCCUCGGAAGAUGACAGCUACUUCUUCGAUCGAGAUGCAAAUGGGGGCUCGCAGGAGAAUACCAAUCCACGCGAGAAAGGUGUCCUGGGGCUGGGGCUUGCUCUGGUCUCCCGCAUCGUGCGGAAUACUCACGGUCAGCUCACCGUGCGGUCCGAGGAAGGGAAGGGCAGUCGCUUCCAAAUCUGGCUCCAAUUUACUACUCCAGAUGAUGCGCCCUCCGAUGCACUUGAUGGCUCGGGCCCCCCGACGCCGGAUGAUGGCUCGAUUCCGUUUGAAGCAAAGGAAGAGUUCGUUCUAGUCGAUAAUAGCUCCUCCGCUCCAAGUGAGGGAUGGCGACGUGAUGGUAGCCAUGACGGUGAAAAUCAUCAGUCUGACGGUGAGGUCGGUGCCGCCGUCAUGCCAGGGAUUUCCAUCGAUCGCGCGACAGAUGAAGCUGCCGGUCUGCUUCCAUCUUCGGAUCGUCGCAAAGUCGUUACCUUGCCCUCAACCCCCAAACCAUUAGAAAUUGACUCGCGCGAGACGCCUCCGACAUCCGCUCCACCUCCACACCCUAAAACAGACUCUGCAGGGCCUACUGAAACGACCGCUCCUCCUCCGGAAGCAGACUCUAAGAACCAUCCCGGCACGUACAGUGUUCUUGUUGCCGAGGACGACCCUAUCAAUGGCAAGAUUGUACAAAAGCGACUUGGGAAAACCGGUCACACUGUUCAUCUAACGGUCAACGGCGAAGAAUGCGCGGCUUCCUACCGCGACGAUUCUGCGCGUUUUGACGUCGUCUUGAUGGACAUUCAGAUGCCGAUUGUGGAUGGGAUCAACUCGACCAAGAUGAUUCGCCAGUUUGAAGCCAUAUCACCAGACAACGCAGCCCUUUCCCCAAUCGCGAAGCUGAACAAGCGAGUCCCCGUCUUUGCAGUUUCAGCCUCACUCCUGGAGAAGGAUAUGUCCUUGUACGUUGAUGCGGGCUUCGACGGAUGGAUCAUGAAGCCUAUCAACUUCAAUCGUCUGAAAGUGCUCUUUGACGGUCUCCAAGAUGAAGGUACUAGGAGCAACGCUACGUAUCAUCCUGGCUAUGACUGGGAGCAGGGCGGCUGGUUCACAUCUACUCCCCACGAGGAGCAAUAAUACACGACUCCAUUCACUUCUAUCCCGGAUCAUCUAAUCUACCUACCGACUAACGAAAGUUGAACAUGCCUCGAUCAUGCUAUAUGUCGGCCUUUCGUUCUAUCUACCUUUCUUACAC